Messenger RNA from Candidula unifasciata, 471 nucleotides. Lineage: Eukaryota; Metazoa; Mollusca; Gastropoda; Stylommatophora; Geomitridae. The record is from the annotation of a GenBank genome assembly.
AUGCUGAACAAGUUGAAUCUGUUCAAGAAAAAGCCACAAAAAGAAGAAGAGACUGAUGACAAAAGUGGAGAGUACACAGUUAAAUCAUGUCCACCAGCUGUUCGCUCAUCAUUCCUUGAUAAUGGUCUUGUCCAAGUUGAGAUCUUUAUCCCAGGUUUAGAGCCAGGUUUAGAGAAACACCAACCUAAAGGAGGCAGAAUUUCCUUUGAUUUUUAUAACAAGGGUUAUGGGUUUGAUAUGAGAGCAGAAUUUGUGGACAAAGUGAAGAAAGUAAAAACAGUACACCAUUUCUAUGUUAAAAAGCUUCCUGGCAGAGUGGAUACAGCUGAAUCAAAAUGGGAUGUAGUGAAAGGAAAAAUAAUCAUCACCAUGGAGAAGCACCCAGCGGAUAGAAAUAUUGACUGGAAGUCAGCGUGCCAAUUACGAGGUCUUGACCAGUUGAGCAGCAGCAGUAGUAGCGAUGAUGACUAG